AUGAAUCUUUUGAAGUUUCUUUAUGGAGAAUCAUCAAAAUAAGAAGCUAAUUAAAAGAUAUAAAAACAUAUAAUUUACUCAAAUGAUGAUGAAUAUUAAGGUGAGAUUAUGAAUGAUAAACGUCAUGGCAAAGGAACCUAUAAAUUUGCGUCAGGAAAUCGUUAUGAAGGGUAAUGGAAGAAUCAUCAAAAACAUGGUAAAGGUAAGUUAUAUUACAAAAAUGGGGAUCUCUACAUAGGAGAUUGGAUUGAAAAUAAGAAGUGUGGAUAAGGAAUGCAUUUUUAUAUAAAUGGGGAUAGAUAUGUUGGAGAAUGGAAAGAUGAUGAAAGGGAUGGUUAAGGAACUUUAUAUUAAGCUGAUUAAAAUAUAUACUAUGGUAUUAGAAGAUAGAUUAUACAGGAUAUUUUAAAAUGAAUAAAAAGUGUGGAGAAGGCUAUUACUUUAACACUCGCGAGAAGAAAUAUUACCUAUAACAUUAUGAAUAUGACAUCCUUUUAGAUAGUGUAUAGAUUGAAGAUGUUCCAUCCUUUGUACUUGAAAAAUUCCAUAUAAAACCUGAAAGAAACCAUAUUGAGAGUGAGAAGAGUGAAGAUUGCAUCAUUAAAAUAGAAGCUAGUCCUACAGUAUAGAAUGAUAGUGAUAAAUAAAAAGAUCUAUAACCUAGUGGAUAGAGUGGUUAAGGGGAAUCUGAUCCUUAAUUAAAAGAAGAAGGUAAAUCUUAAUUAAAUUCUCUUGGGAAUUCCUAAUAACAUGGAUUUUUGAGUUUAUAAGUAUUGGAAAAAUUGGAAGAAUUUGAGAGUUAAAAAAAUAGUAAAAUUAUUGAAAUAUAUUAAAAAUAUAGUGUAGGAAUGGUAAUUAGAAGAAGUUUGCAAUUGGUUAGAUUAAUUAUAAUUAAGUGAAUAUAAAGAUGAAUUUAUUAAGAACUAAAUGACUGGUAAAACUCUUUAUACUUUAACUGAUAAUGAUUUAAAAUAAGAUUUGGGAAUAUCUGUCUUGGGACAUCGAAAGAAGAUUUUAUAAUCCAUAGAAGAAUACAAAAAAUAUUAUGUGAAAUUUAUGGGAGGAAGGGUUCGGAUGAAAAAGCCUUUGGAAUCUUUAGAAGAAAGAAAAGGACUAUACAAUUCUAUAGAACAUUAGAGAUUUAAAAGUCUAUUUUCAUAUAUGGAAAAGAUUGAAGAGGAACAAAAUGAACAUCAUGAUAAUAAUAAAAGCGACUCAUGUAGUGAUUCUCCUAGUGCGAAUAAGAGAAAGAAGAAUAAUAAAGAUAAUCCAAAAUCACCUACAAGAUCUAUAUCAAAUGAUUCAGAUUAAGGAAAUUUAAGUGAUAAUAAUAAAUCAUUAAGAUUGAAAAGACAAAAAAGUAAAAGAAGUAAAAAGCAAUAGAGAAAAUAAACUGUAGAUAUGUUGAAAUCUGGAGAAUCUGCAGACGAUGAAGAUGGUAAAUAACAUCUAACUUCACCUGUUUGUAUUUGAUAUUUUUUAUAUAUUUAGAAUCUCCAAAUAAAGCUAGUAACAAUGUAAGUGAUUAAAAGAUUGAGAUUCUAGUAUUGAAUGAGUGUUCAAAUAUUGGAGAGGAGAAUAAAGAAAAAGAUUUUUAUGGAGUGAAUGAAUUAUCUAGAUAAUCUACAAAUAAAUAACAAGAGAUAUCAGAAUUCAUAUCAUCCAAAAGUCCACCUUAAAUUAUUAAUAAUAAUGAAGAAAACAUUACUUAAUUAUAAUCUAUUAAUUAAUAGUUGUAAAGAUAGAAAUCAGAAAUUAAUGGUAUUAAAUUUUAGGAUUAAGACUCAUCAAGCUAAGAAUCUGAUGUAUCUGGAAAUGAUACAAGUUCAGAAUCAUCAGAUGAAGAGAAAUAUAAAAAUCAAAAGAAAUCUAGAAGAUUAAAAGAAAUUAAUAAGAAAGAAAAAGAGAGGGAUGAUAGAUAAUAACAUCAUUUACCAAAAAAACUACUUGUUAUGUUAAAAGAGUUUGGAAUUAAUGAAAGAGUAUUAAUAGUAUUUCAUGAAUUAACUAUUGGAUAAAUAAUUGGUGAAGGUGGUUAUGGUGUAGUUCAUAAAGGUAAAUGGCUUGGUUAAGAUGUGGCUAUUAAAUCAUAUGGAAAAAGAAAAUCUUAAGGAAAUUUAAAAUACAAAUUAUAAAUGGCUGAUUUCUUGAAAGAAGUAGAAGUUAUUUCAAAUCUACGUCAUCCUAAUAUAGUCUUAUAUAUGGGAGUGUGUAUAAGAAAAUAGAAUUAUUAUUUGAUCACUGAAUAUCUGGAAGAAGGGAGUCUUUUUGAUCAUCUUCAUAAAAAGAAAACACAUAUAGAUUAAAAAGCUUUAAUGUAAAUAGUGGAAGACAUUGCAUUAGGAAUGAAUUAUUUACAUGGUAGAAAAGUAAUGCAUUGUGAUCUAAAAUCAUCUAAUGUUCUUAUAGAUUAAAAUUGGAAUGUUAAGUUAUGUGAUUUUGGUUUAUCUAGAAUAAACAAAAAAAUAGAUCAUAAAAUAAACAAAGGAGCUAGAAUAGGUACUCCUAAUUGGAUGGCUCCAGAAAUCAUGAGAGGAGAACCAUAUUAAGAAAAAGCUGAUGUUUAUAGUUUUGGAAUGAUUCUAUGGGAAAUUAUUACUUAAUAAAUACCAUAUGAAGGUUUAUCAUAAACUUAAAUAAUUGGUUCAGUUGGAUAUGGAUAGGAUUAAGUACCUAUUCCUUCAAAUAGCAAUCCUUCAAUUUUACUUUAAUUAGCCAAAAAAUCUUUAAAGAAGAAUCCUGAUGAUAGACCUACUUUUGCUGAUAUUGUAAAUGAAAUUCAAAUGGGAUAAAAAACAGAUGCCAAACUAAAAAGUAAUUAAAAAUAUUAUUUAAUUAUAGAAUAGGCUAUAAGAUAACUUAUGGAUUUUUUUGAAUGA
Messenger RNA from Paramecium primaurelia, 2879 nucleotides. The record is from the annotation of a GenBank genome assembly. Lineage: Eukaryota; Ciliophora; Oligohymenophorea; Peniculida; Parameciidae.